Molecule: messenger RNA, 1132 nt
Organism: Oryza sativa Japonica Group (Japanese rice)
Lineage: Eukaryota; Viridiplantae; Streptophyta; Magnoliopsida; Poales; Poaceae
Source: RefSeq, a predicted model, not a curated record
CACGCCCACCUCCUCCUCCUCCUCCGUCCUCCUCUCUCUCCCCAAAUCGAACAUCGAGAGAGAGAGAGAGAGAGGUCUAAAACCCUAACCCCCGAAUCGAAUCUCGUCGGAAGCCGCCGCCGCCGCCGCCGCCGACGACGACGCCCGCGACGCCAUGGACAUGGGAGCGAUGAGCGAUCCUGAGAGGAUGUUCUUCUUCGACCUGGCAUGCCAGAACGCCAAGGUCACCUACGAACAGAACCCGCACGACGCCGACAAUCUCACGCGGUGGGGAGGCGCGCUGCUCGAGCUCUCGCAGAUGCGGAACGGCCCCGAGAGCCUCAAGUGCCUAGAAGAUGCGGAAUCCAAGCUGGAGGAAGCACUGAAAAUUGAUCCCAUGAAGGCGGAUGCGCUUUGGUGCUUGGGAAAUGCACAGACCUCUCAUGGAUUCUUCACUUCAGACACUGUCAAGGCCAAUGAAUUCUUUGAAAAGGCAACCCAGUGUUUCCAGAAGGCUGUUGAUGUGGAACCUGCGAAUGAUCUUUACAGGAAGUCAUUGGAUUUGUCAUCCAAGGCGCCAGAACUGCACAUGGAGAUUCAUAGGCAAAUGGCAUCUCAGGCUUCACAAGCUGCAUCCUCAACCUCGAAUACAAGGCAAUCAAGGAAGAAGAAGAAGGAUAGCGACUUCUGGUAUGAUGUCUUCGGGUGGGUGGUUCUUGGGGUUGGCAUGGUUGUCUGGGUGGGUCUUGCCAAAUCUAAUGCCCCGCCCCAAGCUCCUAGGUGAGGUGGGUCGUCUUCCAACACUACCUGCAGAAGGCAGCGUGCCUAUGUUAGGUGCCUCAGACUUCAAAUCUUGCUAGUGGCUAGUUAAUCAUGGAGAGGAACUGGUGUUUCCAUGUUACAGUUUGGUCAGAUUUUCAAUGCCUGAUAUCCUUUUCCAGCUUUGAUGAGGUUUAGAUGAGUCAUAAAUCAACACUUAUUGAUACUUGUUUAUCCCGGUAUUGUUUUGAGGCAAAAACUAUUAUUACUAUGUUUUGAUCGUUUUAUCAAUGCUAUCUGCAUUAUAUAUACUGCCACACUGGGUGCUAUUGUAUGGUGAACGGCAUCCUUUCUUUUAUUAAGCACAUAAUGCUCAGCUGUUGUCUGAAUCCCA